GAGUUUUUAAUUAGUACCUCUCCGCUGCACCUGGUAGACCUCCAGGUUGACUGCUGCUGGUUGCAAACACCAAAACACAUGCAGAUUCAGAUUCUCUCUUUCAUUUUCUGUGGCGCAUCAUCAAAUUGUUAAAUGGAAUCAUUAAAAGUAGAUGAGCAGUUGCCUUCACCUUCACCGUACUUCUUACAAGAUGAAAGUCAAACUGGGAAAGUUGGGAGGAUCUACCAUUUGUACUCACCUUCCAGCCCUCCACCACCCCCUCAAUUCUCCUUUUCUCCUGGACUUGGCUCCACCCAAACACUCUCAUCUCUAACAGUAUCUGCUCUCCCUCAAUCUACUCCCAAGCUGAAUUUUGUGAGCUAUGAAACAGAACUGUAUCGCUGUCCAGCUCGGACAACAUGCCCCUCUUGUCAGACUUGGGUCACCACGCACGUCACCUACAAAGUCGGGAGGCUGGCGUGGCUCAUGUGUCUUGUGUUUGUGUUGUGCGGGUUGGUGCUUGGAUGCUGCCUGAUUCCAUUUUUUGUUAACUAUUUUAAAGAUGCCUAUCACACUUGUCCCCACUGUCGACGGGUCCUCCAUGUACAAAGAAGGACAUGCUGUGCAUGAACACACCAGCUUCUAACACUUACAACUACCAGCAGGCUAAUGUGAUGGCUAAUACGUUUUUUGGUCUUAACAGGAGUUCAAUUGCAAUACUAAAUAUGUAUACCUGUCUGAAGGUCACUCAGCAUAACUUAAAAUAUAUAGAUUUAUAAGUUUAAAUGUUUAGAAUAUGAGGAUAAGACAUGUUGGU
Messenger RNA from Etheostoma cragini (Arkansas darter), 796 nucleotides. RefSeq names its product cell death-inducing p53-target protein 1-like. The coding region runs from base 133 to 609 and encodes 158 amino acids. The transcript is spliced from 4 exons. The record is from RefSeq and is a predicted model, not a curated record. Gene Ontology annotation, molecular function: zinc ion binding. Lineage: Eukaryota; Metazoa; Chordata; Actinopteri; Perciformes; Percidae.